GACGCGUUCUGCGUAAUUAUGGCAAAAUUUGUGCUGGCUGGUAAAGCAGAUUGUCCUUAUUAUGCCAAAGCGGAGCUUUUAGCAGACGCUCUGCGACGAUCUCUUCCGAGCUUCCGGGUCCAUAACAUCUCCGUCCUGCCAGACGAAUGGAAGGAAUGGCUGGAAUCCACAUGCCAAAGAAAUGGCUGGAAGCACGAUGAGUCUCCUUUGGUUUGGAGGGAGCUGGUGGAACAAGGAGGCAAAGGGAUGCUCUUGGGUGGCUUCAGUGACUUCCUGGACUACUGUCAGGAAUACUAUGGCAUCACGUCGGACAUGUCCACAGACGUGGCGGAGACAAUCGCGGCAGAGAAUCUGGAGACACGAUCAAGCCUCGCUGCUGAAGAGCUCCAUCGCCCCAGUCUGACUCGGCCCCUUCAUGUAUGGAUCACUGGUGCUCUCAGCUCAACGUGCCAAAUCCUCAUCCCGAGCUUGCUGUCCGCUGAGGCGUUUCCCGGAGUUGCAGCUGUUGCCCUCCAUCUGCUGGACCUGGAGGGGGACGAAGAGGACAUGCAGAGGCUGAAGACGGAGGCCGAAGACCUGGCGCUCGGCGUGCUCCAUCAGGUGUUGGUUCACACCAAUCUGGAUGAGGCUUUCCACGAAGCAACCGUCGUCCUGCUGUUGGAUGAUUUCGCCGAGGACAAAGGGGACGAGACAACCGAGGACCGGAAGAGGAGAGCCAUGAGGAUGUGUGAGCGCUACAGGGAGUACGGGCGUCUCAUCGAUGGACGGGCCAGCAGACAGGUGAAGGCGAUAGUGUCCGGGGACUCUUUUGUCAACCUGAGAUGCUCGCUGCUCGUGGAGAACGCACCCUCCAUCCCGAGCCACCAGUUUGUUGCCACGGCAUCGCAGCUGGAGAGCGAGGCCAGAGCGGUGGUGGCGGAGAAGAUGAACGUGAGGCCCUCAGAUGUCACAGGUGUCAUUGUGUGGGGGAACAUCAGCGGCAGUUCCGUCAUCGACCUGCAGAGGGCGAAGGUUUUCAACUACCGAGGGGCAGUCAGGGGGCCAGCUUCCUUCUCCCAGUCGGUCCUCCAGAUUUUACAGGACAGGAAAUGGGUGGACACAGAAUUUCAACAACAGGUUCGUCGCCGGCGUGCGCUUGUGGUUUCAAAGGCUGGCCGUGCAGCUGGAAUAUCGGCCGCCAACGGGAUCCUCCGAGUGCUGAAGGCUUGGCACGGUGCCUAUGGUCAAGAUGAGGCCUUCUCGCUUGGUCUGCUUUGCACAGGCUUGUUCAACCUCCCCAACGACGUCCUCCUCUCGGUGCCAGUUACAUGUGUGGAUGGCAAAUGGUCCGUCCUCCUGGACGUCACCGUGGACGGCAAGCUGCAGGAGGAUCUCAAGCUCUGCGCAGACGAGCUGCGGCAGGAAAAGGAAAUCUGAUUUCGAGGAGCCUCUUUGAAAGCAGUGAAAA
Molecule: messenger RNA, 1447 nt
Organism: Fundulus heteroclitus (mummichog)
Lineage: Eukaryota; Metazoa; Chordata; Actinopteri; Cyprinodontiformes; Fundulidae
Gene: mdh1b
Product: malate dehydrogenase 1B, NAD (soluble)
Exons: 10
Coding region: 19-1416 (465 amino acids)
Biological process (GO): malate metabolic process; tricarboxylic acid cycle; oxaloacetate metabolic process
Molecular function (GO): L-malate dehydrogenase (NAD+) activity
Source: RefSeq, a predicted model, not a curated record